Sceloporus undulatus (fence lizard) is the source of this 2359-nucleotide messenger RNA. Its product is annotated as claudin-15-like. The transcript has 6 exons. The record is from RefSeq and is a predicted model, not a curated record. Gene Ontology annotation, molecular function: structural molecule activity. NCBI's taxonomy places the organism in Eukaryota, Metazoa, Chordata, Lepidosauria, Squamata, Phrynosomatidae. Gene Ontology annotation, cellular component: bicellular tight junction; plasma membrane. Bases 185 to 853 code for a protein of 222 amino acids. Gene Ontology annotation, biological process: cell adhesion; bicellular tight junction assembly.
UGUUACAAAAUCUUUAUUCCAGCUUGAUGAAACCAGCGCUCACAACCUGCUGACACACUGGGACUGGAAGGGCUACAGGGGAGAGAGAACACCCGAAAAGCUGAUUGACAAAAAACAUCAGUUUUUAUUCUGAUAUCAUUGUCUGAGAAGGAAAUUUCUUCAGAAAUUUAACUUGGACCGAAGAAUGACAUCAACAGCUAUUCAGAUCUCUGCAUUGGUUUUGGCUUUUCUGGGCCUUACCCUUUUACACGCUGCCACUGUUUCUAACACCUGGAAAUAUUCUAGUACAUCAACAGAAAUUAUUACUGCAAGUUGGAUUAAUGAAGGUCUCUGGAAAAGUUGUGUAGCUACAUCCUUUGGAUCCGUUCAGUGCAAGACAUUUUCCUCCUUGCUAAAUUUAGAAACUUAUAUUCAAGUAUGCCGAGCCCUGAUGAUCACUUCCCUCAUCUUGGGCAUGUGUGGUACUCUGUUCACGUUGCUUGGCUUGAAGUGCACACAACUUGGAUCCAAUAGUGAAAACACAAAAGCAAAGAUUACCAUGACAGGUGGAACGAUCUUCAUUUUAGGAGGUCUCUCAUCAAUUAUUGCUAUUUCAUGGUAUGCAGCAAGGAUCACAGCUCAGUUUUUUGAUUCAUUUUAUGGUGGAACCAAAUUUGAACUGGGGUAUGCAUUAUACCUAGGAUGGGCUGGUUCCCUCCUUUCUAUGCUUGGUGGGGUCUUCCUGACAUGUUCAGCAUGCAGAGGAAAACACAGAAACCAGAGGUACGAUUACAGUGCUGCCAAGCGAACCAAUGAAUCUCGUAUUUACAUCAAAAAGUCUGAGACGGUCACGCCUGUUCAAGACUAUGUUUAGUUACAUUAAUAUUUUCCAUUUUCAAGCUCAUUAUGAACUCUUCCUUCCAACCCAUGUUUUAUUCUAGACAGACAAUUUUCGUCUUAGUACCAAAUACUAUGGUAUGUAUAAAAUUUCCUUCUGGAAAUAAUCAAGAGCAUGGUAUGGCUGUGUGUGAGGACACAAAAGAUAAGAAGUUGUAGCUGUAUUCUGCAAACCCAAGGAGUGGGUUGUUGGUUUUUUUUUUAAUAUAAUGUUUCUUCUUGCAUUGGAAUGCUUUAAAUGUAUAAUCAUUUCAGGUGUAACUCAGCACGAAAUAGUUUAGUAAUUUGAAGAAUGUGCAUAUAAAUUCUAAAUUGUUCAAAUGGAUUCUUGCUAAAUCUAUUAUAAUGGUAACAUUGAUGUGUUGCUUUGCAGUGUAAUCCUAGGCAAAUCCUAGGUAGGUUAACUCAAAAGGAAGUCCCAGUUAAAUGUGCAUAGGAUGCAGCCAUUGGCCAGCCCCCUGCUGUAGUUUACUGUGAUGUAAGUCUCCCAAGUUGCACCAGCAUAAGUAAGUUUUUUAGACAUUACAGAAGGAGGCAUCCAGGGUCUCCUUGCACAAUGUCUUUGUUCUUGGUGUUCAAAGUCAUUUGGAGACUCCCUGGUGUGUCCCCCCCAACCACUGAUUGGCAGGGGGCACCCCAGACAUGAUCCAUCUGCUUUUGCACAGACAAGGGAGAAGCAGCUGUCUGCGUUCUGUUCACAAGGGACCCUUUCCUGGAUGCACCACAUGGCUUAUCAAUGACUGUGGGUGCAGAGAUGCACCUAGGAGCUUUCCACCUGUCCUUGUACACCAAGGGAAGAAGGAAUAGCCUGUGCCCUCCCAGAGUAGUCAAGAUUGAAUUGCAACUCCCAGAGACUGGCAUGCUGGUUAGGGAGUUCUUUGAGUUGCAGUCCCUCCUCCCAUUUAUUUUUCUGAGUUGUACCUAAGGCUGUCUGUGGAGUUCAUGAUAGACAUGAGAGUUGAAUUUCUAUCUCCUCAUUUAUAAGCACUGCACCACAGAAUUCUCAGUGGACAGAAAUGUUAACAGACAUAUUGUGCAAGAACCUUUGUUACAUGUUUAUAGUAAACUAGAAAAGAAUACUAAACUAUUUACAUAUGUAUACUGUGUAUGUGUUUGUAACAAGCUUGCUUCUUUUCAACAGUGCUUUGCUUCUGGUUGUUGGAAGAUUUUUUGCGUUCUCCCCCUCCCCCUACAUAGAUAGGGAUUUCCUGCAUGCAAACUCCUCUCUCUCUCUCUCUCUCUCUCUCUCUCUCUCUCUCUCUCUCUCUCUUUCUCUCCCUUUUAGGGAAGCUUACUCACAUUUUCUCAAAGAUUUUCAACUGAACUUCAUAUUUUCCAUUUUCCUCCUCUCUCAACUUUCUUUGGAAACAUGGUGAGAUAAAGAUUUCUUUUUUUUACCUGAACUAUUCACUAGCUAGAUUAGGAUAUAGCCUCUGUGAAUAUAGAGAUUAAAGUCAUUAGUAAACGUUUGUUUGAACUGCAA